Messenger RNA from Phlebotomus argentipes, 1512 nucleotides. RefSeq names its product putative fatty acyl-CoA reductase CG5065. The coding region runs from base 1 to 1512 and encodes 503 amino acids. The transcript has 2 exons. Gene Ontology annotation, biological process: long-chain fatty-acyl-CoA metabolic process. Gene Ontology annotation, cellular component: peroxisome. Gene Ontology annotation, molecular function: alcohol-forming very long-chain fatty acyl-CoA reductase (NADP+) activity. The record is from RefSeq and is a predicted model, not a curated record. Lineage: Eukaryota; Metazoa; Arthropoda; Insecta; Diptera; Psychodidae.
AUGGGAAAAUUUGAACUCAUUCCGGAUUUCUUCGAUGGUCGAGAUGUAUUCAUAACGGGAGGAUCGGGACUGAUAGGAAAGACGUUGAUAGAGAAGAUUUUGUAUUCUUGUUCGACUGUUAAUAAGAUUUUCGUGCUGUUACGGUCAAAAGGAGGCCGGAAUGUGGAGGAGAGGCUCGAGUGCCUUAAGAAGUCCGAUGUGUUCCAGCGGAUCAGGACCAAGGCUCCGGAUUUGUUUGACAAGAUGGAGGCUGUUGAGGGGGACAUUUGCGAGCGAGGACUGGGUGCGAAUGUCUUGGCCACUCAGGAGAGACUCGCGAAUGUGUCUGUGAUAAUUCACGGAGCGGCGAGUGUGCGCUUUGAUGAUCCCCUGAUCAAGGCCGUCAACAUUAACAUAUGCGGCACGAGAGAGAUCCUGGAUUUUGCUGAAAAGCUCCCGAAACUCAAGGUUUUCUUCCACAUUUCCACCACAUUUUGCUAUCCCGAGUACAAGUUUCUGCAGGAGAAAUUGUUUCCGCCCUCAGCGGAUUGGCGAAAGAUCCUGGCGAUUGUUGAGAACCUGGACGAGGAGGUGGUGUACGCCAUGGAGCAGAAGAUCAUAGGACAUCAGCCGAACACCUACACCUUCACGAAGAACCUCUCUGAGCACCUGGUGUACGAGUAUCGACACAAAGUCCCGAUCGUCAUCUACAGACCGUCGAUCAUGACGCCUGCCGUGAUGGAGCCCUUCGCCGGCUGGAAUGACAACGUGAACGGGCCUGUGGGCAUCAUGAUGGCCACGGGCAGCGGCCUGAUUCGCACCCUAUUCACAGACCCGAAGAUCGUGCUGGACUUCAACCCCAUCGACGUGACUGUGAAGGGGAUGAUCAUCGCCAUCAAGCGCCAAGGCGUGCGCAGCAUAGAGGAGAUCUACUCGUCGGACGUUCCCAUCUACAAUGGCUCCUCUGGGCAGGUGAACCCGGUCACGUACUACGAAUUGGCGAUGCUGGGCAACUCCUGCAUCCCCAUGGUGCCCUUCGACUACUUCGUGUGGCCCAUAAGCUUCAUCGCCACGACCUGGUUCCUCCACUUCUACAUUCGCCUGCUCUUCCUGCAACUCGCGCCGUCCAUCCUCAUAGACUUCGUCAUCCGCCUGGCAGGGCGUCCGCCGAUCGUGAUGAAGCUGCAGCGCCGUCUCUACCUCGCCCAGAUCAGUCUGGCGUACUUCAUGCGGCAGAGAUUUGAGUUUGAGAACGCCAACCACGUCUCUCUGCUCAGCGAUCUGCGCGGCAGCGACGUUGACUGCUUCAGCUUCAGCUACUACAAAGAUGUGGAUCACAUCCUGUACUUUGUCAUGUGCAUCCUCGGCUCCAGGCGCCACAUUCUGGGCCAGAAGGACGACACACUGCCUCUGGCCAGACGGAGAUUCAAUCGCAUGGUGUUCCUGCGCAACACCCUGCAGACCCUCUUCUACGCCUUCAUCGUGUGGUUCGGCUUCAAUUAUUACAAGAAACACUACGCUCUGGCCACUUAA